This is a messenger RNA of Blepharisma stoltei, 750 nucleotides long. The record is from the annotation of a GenBank genome assembly. NCBI's taxonomy places the organism in Eukaryota, Ciliophora, Heterotrichea, Heterotrichida, Blepharismidae.
AUGCAACAGCAACCAACUCUCCACUAUUUCGAUAUGAUGGGCACAGCUGAACCAAUUCGUAUGAUGUUCAAAUAUCACAACACCAAUUUCAACGACCACCGCAUUACUGAACAAGAAUGGACCCACCUCAAAACCACUGGCUUUUCUGAAUUUGAGACUCUUCCAGUCAUGGAAAUUGAUAUUUCCUUAUCAUAAACUCUCUCUAAUUUUUUUUUUCAAAAAAUCUUUAUUUUCACCAAAAACUAUUUUCCUUAUAUAAUUAUCCUUAUAUAUCUCAUCCUUAAUAAGUAUAAUAACAGACUAGUUGAACCAUUCGCCAUCUCAAAAUACAUCGCCCACAAGUUCGGCUACCUCCCUAACACCCCAAUGGAAAUGUACAUGGUCGAUUCCAUCUGUGAAUAUUGCUGCAAUAUCAACAAAAUGUAUAUGAAAAUGUACGAAGAAAGAGACAUAGAAGGCAUGAGACGAUGUUGCAUGGAAAAAAUGCCGACUUGGCUCAGAAAAAUCGAAACAAGACUAGAAAGAAAUAACAAUGGGACUGGCUUCUUUGUGGGGAAUAACGUAACUUUGGCUGAUUUCUGCGUUUUCCAGAUGCUGUGGGAUACUUGUCUAAAACCUGGUAAGAUAGAGCAAUGUGGAACUAUGGUUAGUACUAAUGCACCAAAGCUUAUGCAAUGGCACAAUAGAAUGAUGAAUAAUUGUCAAUGUUUCAAAAAUUAUUUGGAGACAAGACCUCAUAGGGAGUGUUAG